AUGACUCACAGCUAUCUCGAGACCUAUUUUGCUCACAAUGGCAUGUUUAGGAAAAGGCGAACAGCACUACGUCGUCAUCACUCUGCACCCUCAUUAAGUGGACGCUUCAAUGCCGGCGACGAUGUGAAUACCAAACCAACCGAGAAGGUCAAGCCCCUUGACAAAGCAACCGACGAGAAAGAUUCGCAGCUCGACGGCAACUACGAAGACGACCUUGCAGAGGCGGUUCGACAGAGCAAACUAGGAGCACAAAGCGAAGAAACGAAGGCUGCCAUCCUUGCAGAAGCCGACGAAGCAAAUCUCCAGAAAGCGUUAAGACUGAGCAAGGAGAAGGUUACACUCGGAAGUGGAUCCGACGUGGAGCUUCAGUUGGCUUUGGAGCUGAGCAGGGUCGAGGCAGGACACAACGAGCACCCUUACGAUCCGGAUACGUUUGGCGAGACGUCGAGAAUGGGGGCAAUGAGGAACAAUAGAGACGGCGGCGUCAUGGCACGUGCCUCUGUGCCUGACUUGGAUGAUCGGUGGGAUGAUGAGCCACCCCCGCCUUACGAGCCGUAG
Messenger RNA from Diplodia corticola, 558 nucleotides. RefSeq lists its product as uncharacterized. The record is from RefSeq and is a predicted model, not a curated record. Lineage: Eukaryota; Fungi; Ascomycota; Dothideomycetes; Botryosphaeriales; Botryosphaeriaceae. The coding region runs from base 1 to 558 and encodes 185 amino acids. The transcript has a single exon.